AACCCCAAAGAGGAAAGUAUUAACUUCUAACUAUUGAUUAUAAAAACAUAAAUUACGUAUAUUUAUUCAAAUAAAUAAAGAAGAGUAAGCUCUUGCUUUUUGUUUAUCAGACAAAGUUUUUUUAUUUUUCCUCUUCUUCGUCGUCCUCUCUCUCUUUCUCUCUAAGAAAGUGUUUUACUGUUUUCUCUAAAUCACUAUAUGCUUCAACAGUUACUCCACAUUCAUACUUGAGAAUGUCUGAAUCCGCAGCAGCAGCAGCAGCAGCAGAGCAUGGUUACAGAGGUUUGUCUGAGUUUCCAACCAUGGAAGCAACACAAAUAAUGUCUGACAAAACCGAAGACAACAACAACAACGACGUUCUGAAUUUCAAGGCUACCGAGUUAAGACUCGGUUUACCCGGUUCUGAGUCACCGGAGCGAGUUGGGUUCAUGUCGCUCAAGAGCUCAUGUCCUGUGUCAGGUGCCAAAAGGGUGUUUUCUGACGCCAUUAACGGGUCUACCAAAUGGGUCUUCUCUCCUGAUGUGAAAGACAUUAAACCGGCCGUUCCGGUUAAGGAGAAGAAGAGCUCUGCUCCAGCUUCCAAGGCACAAGUUGUGGGUUGGCCACCGAUUAGAUCAUUCAGGAAGAACACAAUGGCUUCUUCUCAGUCUCAGAAACAAGAUGGUUGUGAUAAUAAUAACAACACAGAGACUGAAGGUUGUGAAACUAAGUCUGGACCUGAGCCUUGCUUGUAUGUUAAAGUGAGCAUGGAAGGUGCUCCUUACUUGAGGAAAAUCGAUCUCAAGACUUACAAGAGCUACGUUGAACUCUCUUCUGCUCUUGAGAAGAUGUUCAGCUGCUUCACUAUUGGUCAGUUUGGGUCUCAUGGAGGUUGUGGUCGAGAUGGGUUAAACGAGAGUCGCUUAACUGAUCUCUUGCGUGGUUCUGAGUAUGUUGUUACCUAUGAAGACAAAGACAGUGACUGGAUGCUGGUCGGUGAUGUCCCUUGGGAAAUGUUUAUAUGCUCCUGUAAGAAGCUGAGGAUCAUGAAGAGCUCUGAGGCUAUAGGCUUAGCUCCAAGGGUGAUGGAGAAAUGCAGAAGCCGGAACUAGUAAAUGCCGCCCUUUUAUGAUACGUGAUAUGAUAAAAUGAUUUGGAAGAAUGUUAUUAAGAAAUGUAAUAGCCCAUUUUGUUUUUCUAAGUAUUCUUGUGUGUGUUGUGUGCUAAGAGUGAUGUUUGAUCCUUCUUAAAACAGCCUCUACUACUAAUAAGGCCUAUUCUGUCUCUAAUCCAUCAAAUGGGUGGUUUUGUGUAUGUGUGUGUUUUUUUUUUUGCUAGGUAAGACUUUCAUAACUCAUAUGUAUAAAAAGUUUGUCAGUGUGUAAAAGCAGACGCCUUUUUUAAAACUUCA
This is a messenger RNA of Raphanus sativus (radish), 1390 nucleotides long. Its product is annotated as auxin-responsive protein IAA27. The coding region runs from base 234 to 1091 and encodes 285 amino acids. NCBI's taxonomy places the organism in Eukaryota, Viridiplantae, Streptophyta, Magnoliopsida, Brassicales, Brassicaceae. The record is from RefSeq and is a predicted model, not a curated record. Gene Ontology annotation, cellular component: nucleus. Gene Ontology annotation, molecular function: protein binding. The transcript has 5 exons. Gene Ontology annotation, biological process: regulation of DNA-templated transcription.